This is a messenger RNA of Xylaria bambusicola, 1367 nucleotides long. RefSeq names its product 3-ketoacyl-acyl carrier protein reductase. The coding region runs from base 253 to 1032 and encodes 259 amino acids. Gene Ontology annotation, molecular function: oxidoreductase activity. The record is from RefSeq and is a predicted model, not a curated record. The transcript has 3 exons. Lineage: Eukaryota; Fungi; Ascomycota; Sordariomycetes; Xylariales; Xylariaceae.
AUCGCCAAGGCUACGAAAUUAAGUUCAUCAACUCCUCAAACUUACCUAACUGAUCAACAUGCGGCAUCGUGUGUGUGAUUCUCGCCGCAUCGGAGUUUAAAGUACCGCCCAUCGGCGUUAGGUCACCCUCAUAGAAACCCCGAAAUUCUACACAGAUAACAAAAUUGUAUAAGUAAUUGGAAUACCGUUUCAUCUUUGCUGCCGAUGGAAUCAUACUAGCUUCCUCGGUACAACUUCAUUCACACCUACAUCAUGGCAGACUGCGCUCUACCUCUGUUUAGCAAGGUUGCUCUUGUCACAGGCGGUUCGAGAGGCAUUGGCGAAGGCAUAGCGAUGGAACUCGCGAGACGCGGAGCAACAGUUGUUAUUACCUACGUUUCAACGAAAAGUGAGACGCGAGUGAAAGAGAUAUGCGCCAAGAUUGAAGCGCUCCCUCACAAACCUUCCGCACAUGGCAUCCAAGCAGAUCUAAGUUCCCUCACGGGACCCGAAUUAGUGACAUCUUCCCUCCUAGCAUGGAAUGGCAGUAUUCCAUCAAUUGACAUCCUCGUCAACAACGCCGGGGUGGAGAUUGUCAAAGAUCUUGGGCAAAUAAGUAUCAACGACUACGAUACCGUAUUUAAUCUCAAUGUCCGGGGGGUUAUCUUGCUAAUGCAAGCGCUACUCCCAUAUCUAGCCAAUAAUGGACGCAUUAUCAAUGUUGGGUCGGUGGGCGGGAGGAGUGCAUUCAAAAGUCUGAGCCUGUACUGUGCCUCCAAGGCUGCCUUGGAGGGCCUGACGCGAUGCUGGGCAGCAGAGCUCGGCAGCAACGGUACGACUGUAAACUGCGUCUGCCCUGGUCCUGUCCAAAGUGAGCUUCUUGACAAUAUCCCUCAGGAUAUAGUAGAGAUGCAGAAAGCAACCACUCCCCUUGGGAACCGACUAGGCACUAUCGAGGAGAUCGCCAACGUUGUUGCCGGCCUUGCUGGUAAGGACGGUGCUUGGAUCACUGGACAAGUGAUUAGUGCUAGUGGCGGCUGGGCGGUAUAUUAGCCCGCUUAUGACGGAAUGGUGGUGGAUGCACAACUGAAAUCCGAUUUCAAAUACUACCUAUGUACAUAUGGGGAUUUCUCUCAACCGGUAUUGAGGGGCAUUAGGGCGAUGUUGAGGUAUCCAUUUCUCACAAGUGAAAUGUAGAGUGGAAAAUGAUAUCGGCUUGGCCGCAAUAAAGGAAACGCCGAAACAGCGUGGCGGACGUGAUAUCAUUAGAAUAAUGGAUAUCGUUGAGGGUCAACCAGGGUGAAGCUACAGGAAUCCUAUCUAGGUCUUAUACAAAGCCAAGCCAUUAUAUCUGGCAUAUCUAUAUUUUUGCCUUGGCUUCAAGAGCU